Messenger RNA from Mycena citricolor, 687 nucleotides. The record is from the annotation of a GenBank genome assembly. Lineage: Eukaryota; Fungi; Basidiomycota; Agaricomycetes; Agaricales; Mycenaceae.
CGCCCAGACGGGGACUUCGAAGCGCUCAAUGAUUUACAAGGAGCGUGCUCGUUGUGUCGCUGCGCUCGCUCGCUCCACAUCCAUGUGGGCCGUGGUAUGCAGCUAAGCGGUUGGGAAGUAUCCAGCCACGCAUGGCCCAGCGACGCCUCGAGCGCACACUCGGAGCAGUUUUCUUUCGAAAACGGUGGGACAGAGACAGGCGGUUGUUCCGAGAUAUCGUGUUUUGAUCCCGCGAGACCUGUAUUGCUCAUGUAUGGCUCCAGCAUUGCAUGCUGAGGGGCUUAUCGGCGUGGUUCAUCGCACGCUGGAGCGCCCUGCGAUACACGUCCUAGCCCCAGGCGAGAGAGAGAGAAUCAGCACUGGAGCCCAGCUGCUCCACGACGGGAAUGAACAACCGGCAUCCCCAGUCUCUGUCCAGCGAGCGAUGCUGAUGGCUCCAAUGAUUCCGAGCAGCCCCGGCGCGCGCCUUGUGCCGAGCCGAUGUCCGGCUGGUGUCGGGGCCUGCAGGAACCGCAGCAACGGCGCUGCGGCGUGCGUGCCAUGAGUCCGAUGCCGGAGGCUCCAGAACACAGCUGUGGUCGUGGUCGUGGAGCCGAGCACAGCGGGAACGAUCUUGUCGAGUGGCUCGGCAGCAGUGUUCCGGAGAGUAGCAAUAGUAGUAGGUACAUGUGUUACAUUGACAUCCUA